AUGGCGUACGAACCAUCCUAUGAAGACAAGCGGGAUUUCGAGGAGGCCACCAGAGGCUUCAUAGCGGCACUGAAACCGGGCCUGAUCACGACCAGCGAGGGUAAAAAGGUGUGGGAUAUCGAUGAGUACGCCUUUGUUGAGAAUGAGUGUCCACCAACAGCCAACCCCAAGCUAUGGAGACAGGCCCAACUCAACACGAAGCAAGGGCUGUUCGAGGUUGCUCCAGGCAUUUACCAGGUGCGCGCCCUAGAUCUCUCCAACAUCACCAUCGUUGAGGGCAAGGAAGGGAUCAUCAUCAUCGAUCCUCUAAUCUCGUGUGAGUGUGCUGCUGCUGCGCUGGGUCUUUACCAAAGCCAUCGUGGCAAGGGGAGGCCUAUCACUGGCAUGAUCUACUCUCAUUCCCACGGUGACCACUACAUGGGAGCCCGAGGCGUUGUUCUCGAGGAUACAAAGGUGCCCAUCAUUGCGCCGGAAGGGUUCUUGGAGGCUAUCGUGAGCGAGAGCGUCCUUGCUGGUCCAGCAAUGCGUCGACGUGGCGCAUUCAUGUACGGGAAUGCUCUCCCUCGCGGCCCCAAGGGCCAGAUCGGCGUUGGCUUGGGGAUGGGGUCCAGCACGGGUUCCACAUCGCUCAUACCACCCAACAUCUUGAUCCAGAAGACUGGGGAGGAGCAUGUCAUAGAUGGCGUCCGCAUUGUCUUUCAGAUGGUCCCAGGAACGGAAGCUCCGGCAGAAAUCAACUUCUACUUUCCAGACUUCAAGGCGUUAUGCGUGCCAGAAACAGCUACCAACUGCAUGCACAACAUUGUAACUCUUCGAGGUGCACAAGUCAGAGACGCGAAGGCAUGGUCUACCUACCUCGACGAGGCGAUCAUGCUUUUCUGCGGUGACUGCGAUGUUGUCUUUGGAAGCCACAACUGGCCGACCUGGGGAAACAAGGAACUCAUCACUCGACUGUCUGAGCAGAGAGAUAUGUAUGGGUACCUACAUGACCAGACUGUGCGCAUGAUGAAUCUCGGCUUGACGGGAGUUGAGAUUGCCGAGCGGAUACGUAUGCCUCCGGCCAUCUCAUCUGCUUGGCACUGUCAAGGGUACUACGGAUCAGUGAGCCAUAAUGUCAAGGGAAUUUAUCAAAAGUACAUGACCUGGUUUGACGGGAAUCCCGCACAUCUAUGGCAGUAUCCCCCCGCCGAAGAAGGCCAGAGAUAUGUAGAGUGCAUGGGAGGAGUUGACGCUCUAUGCGACAAGGCUGAACAGUUCAUUGCCCGGGGAGACAAUCGCUUUGCCGCGACAUUUGUUGCUCAUGCCGUUGCUGCAUAUCCCGAGAACCUCAGAUCCAGAACUCUUCUAGCGACGGCUUAUGAGAAUCUAGGCUUCGGUGCAGAGAACGCUGUCUGGCGCAAUUUCUACCUGACCGGUGCCCAGGUACUCAGGACCGGGAAAGAUACCGGCAUGGUGGCUGGAGGCAAGAGCACGUUGGGCCCACAGCUCAGCGUCGGGCAGUGGUUCGAGAUCUUGUCGGUUCAGGUAGAUGGAGAGAGGGCUGCGUGCAAGUCGUUCAACAUCGAGUUCGAUGUCACCGAUGUAGACGAGAGGUGGAGGUUGAUCAUGAGCAACGGUGUCUUGACCCCCCGUCUCAUACGCCCCUCGGUGGCAUCAAAGGGUCGAGAGGGCUCUGGGAGCCGGGCUGACCUGUCCAUGUCCCUCACUCGACUACAGCUCCUAGAAGUCUUGCGCGGUAAGGAUGUUGACGCUGCGAAACAAGACGGGGAUAUUGCCAUUAUGCGCGAGCUGUUAGACCUGACUUCGGUUCCGACAGACUCGGUUCGCGGGCCAGCUCAGUUGUAA
Molecule: messenger RNA, 1845 nt
Organism: Cryphonectria parasitica EP155
Lineage: Eukaryota; Fungi; Ascomycota; Sordariomycetes; Diaporthales; Cryphonectriaceae
Product: Metallo-hydrolase/oxidoreductase
Exons: 4
Coding region: 1-1845 (614 amino acids)
Biological process (GO): dodecyl sulfate metabolic process
Molecular function (GO): protein dimerization activity; linear primary-alkylsulfatase activity
Source: RefSeq, a predicted model, not a curated record